Cladocopium goreaui is the source of this 2223-nucleotide messenger RNA. NCBI's taxonomy places the organism in Eukaryota, Dinophyceae, Suessiales, Symbiodiniaceae. The record is from the annotation of a GenBank genome assembly.
AUGUCCUCGAAUGGGAUUGUCCCAGAUUCGAUUCAGCCCAAGCGAAAGCAGCUGCCACAGGAUGGUUUGAAUAGGUCUGGUACACUGGAACGUGGCAUGGAUGCUCUGUCUGCAACCGAUCUGCUUGUUGCACCUGAAAGUACGGAAGCCCGCGCCAAGAGGCACAAGAUCAUGAACGAGUCCAAAGACAAGGAUAAACUGCCAGUGCUUACCCAAGCUGAGAGAGCAAAGUAUGUGGACUUCUGGCAAGCCUUCAAAUGCAAACGGCCCUUGCAGGAGAUGACUGCUGACAUGCCCACUUCAUACAAGGAUGUGCAACAUGGUGCUGUGCCGGCCCCUAUGGCCGCUGAGCGACAGGAUGCAGCUACACCUUUGGCCACGGUUGGAUCGGAUGCGCAGCCGAAGCUGGCGCAGAAGGAGAUGCCGGCUGACCUUGACAGUAUUGCCAAAACCCUGCUCAUUCAGCAAGCGGGAUCUGCGGCCGACGCUUUGCGUGGGGUGCAUACGGAGCCUCCGGGCCCCUCUGGGACACCGGCCACACCUGCAGUUGCGCCAGCCACACCUGGCGCCAUGUCUGUGCCAGCCACGCCUGAACUCCAGCAGUGUCGAGUGGUCCAUCAGAGUGGAGAAGCAUUUUGCUUCGGCUUGGCUCUGAUUCAUCAGUUUUUCGAACGCUCGAGCAGUCGGACCACCCAGCAGCUGCUGGCGGACGAAGACAUCCAGCAGCGGACCUCAGCAGUUGAAGAGUUGCCACAAGACACCACGGAAUGGAGUGAUUCCGACUCUAGUGAUUCCAGCUCCUCGUCAUCAGAGGAAUCAGAUGCAGCUGAGCCAAUGCCCAAUGUACGUAAGAAGCCCAAAACCACAGCUCAUGUUGAAGCCGCCGAUGAAAUCCUAGUCGGCUUUGUGACAAAUGUGCAACACGCCAUGUUGCCCACGGUGGACGACUGGUUGGAGAACGUACAAUUGCAUCAAUUGCUUAUCGACGAGAUCCCCUCCCUAGAGAUCUCCAACCAAAAUCUGGGUUUGAAUGCAGUGAACCGCAUGUUUGACUUGCACAACUAUGCAUGGGCCAUGGUUCAGGCGUGUGGGCCGAGAGCCAUCCGGACACCAGAGAUGAUGCAAGGAAUCCCUGAUUUAUCCCCUGCAGAACAACAGCGCCUUCAAGACAGCGCUACACUGUUGGAUCGAUCAGUCAAUUCAGUCCACUAUCAGCCGCUCUGUUUGCAUGCCCUUCAAGCCAUUAGCCAUUACAUGAACGAUCCGGAUCGAAACCUUUUUCCAGCCCUCAUCGAAGGAGUUUCCACUGGUUUCCAAGACAACAUCGCUCCUUCAAAUGUGUUUGCAGCCAAACCACCCACCGAGGAACCAGCACGGCCGGAUUUGUCCGUCCAUUGGACAAACUGGCAGACAGCAGAAUCCCAACCGGAACUCACGGAAGAGCUGGUCCAAGAAGAAAUCGCCAAAGGAUGGCUUAUUUGUUUCCCUGGAAACCUUGAGGAUGCCAAACGUGAAUAUCCCCUUGGCGUUGCAGUGGGGAAACUUUCAAUUGCCACAUCGGACACCCGUCCACCACGAUUAGUGGUCGACUUUACGGUUUCAGGCACCAACCACAAUUGCGACAUACCUGAACAUCAACAACUGCCGUCUGCCAAGGACGUAGUACGCUCCUUCCCUCUUCGUGGUCAUAAUGAAGAACUGGGCGCCAUGGGGCUCGACGUCCGCGUCAAACUGCAACAGAGCAAAAGGGAAAAACUGCAACGAUUAAUCCUUGAGCUUUUGACCCAUCCGAAAACCUCCAAGAAGAACAUUGAAAAGUUCAUUGGACUGGCGCUUUGGAUUACGGAGUUUGCAGCUUUCAAGCGAUGGGCUGAAGCCAACAAGGGGGAGAUCCAGACCGCGUGGAACAAAGGCGGAGCUGCCAAAAUGUCUGCAUUCAAAAAAUUUGUCAUGGCAAACUGCAACCCACUGGCCGUGGAGGCGGUCAUGCGGUUUCAGGUCUACUCCGAAACUGAAAACAAGGAUGAGGGUGAGUACUACACCUUUGCAGACUUGGUCAGAUACUAUGGCGGCGAUGCGAUGAAGGCGGAGGAUCUUCGCUCCAAACGCCGGAUGGAUGGGGGUACCUCCACUUGCCGCAACUCAGGUGAAGAAACCUACAUUCUGUAUGGACGAGAGAAGAAAAGCCACACCACAAAGACGAUGGAAGCUCUCCUGCCUUAA